AUGGCAGAUGGCGCCUUGAAGAACAAGGAACAGCCGCUCGCCGGUAUCGUCCUUUGCUUCACGUCCAUCCUCCCAGAAGAGAGGUCUAAGCUGGCAGAAGUUGCAAGUCAAAUGGGAGCCAUCCAUAAGUUUGAUUUAACUUCAGAUGUGACGCAUUUAUUAGUCGGCGAAAUAAAUACAGACAAAUACAAAUUCGUCGCUCGGGAACGGAGUGAUGUGUUGGUCUUGCUGCCAAAAUGGAUCGAGGCAGUCAGAGAGGCAUGGAUGGAAGGAGGAGAUACUAAUUUAAAGGUGCUGGAGCAGGACUAUAAGCUUCCUACUUUCCAUGGCCUUUCUAUCUGUGUCACUGGUUUCGACGACAUCUCAUAUCGAAACUAUCUUCAGGAAGCAGCAGUUGCGAACGGUGCCAUAUUCAGGAAAGAUCUCACCAAGACCGUCACCCAUUUAAUUGCUCAGGAACCCAGUGGCCAAAAGUACAAAUUUGCAACCCAAUGGAAGAUAAAAGUCGUGACAGGAAAAUGGUUCAGCGAUAGCUUGGAGCGAGGAAUGGUGUUGGAUGAGACUCGAUACGACCCUCUACUAUCGGCUGAAGAACAAGGUGUUGGAGCAUGGAACCGUUCCCUUCCUGAGGCGUCGAGUAAAAGGGGAAACCCUACAGAUUUUGGCAACACUAGGACACGAAAGUUAAGACGUGUCGCUAGCAGCAAACUGGGCAAUCAGAAUGAGGGAAUUUGGGGCGAUAUAAUGGGCGGCGGGUUUGAGACAGCAGAAAGAAAUCCAUCUAUGUCGACAAGUUCAAAAGUAGGUGAUAAUGCAGCCGGCGAGGAAACCCAGGUCAUUUCCAAGGACAAACAUUUUGGAAAUGGAGAUGCCUUCGAUGAAGAAAGUACUCAGCCUUUUGCAGAGCAAUCAUUGAAGGAAAUGAAUGGAUUCCUGCAAAACUGCUACUUCUUGAUCCACGGAUUUUCUUCUAAACAGAUUGACGUUCUCCGGCAUCAUUUAACCAUGAAUGGAGCACAAAUUGUGAACCAUAUCAACGAUUUCUCCAGUCACAAAAUCCCCAAGAUAGGUGAAGGCUUGUAUAUAAUCACAUCUCAUAAAAUACCUCGAUCCGAGGUUCCUUCCACAGACGACAUGGCUUUUCAAUGCGAAAUUGUUACUGAUCUGUGGCUGGAGCGUUGCCUGGACAGUAGAGCAUUUGUUUCACCAGAGGCUCAUGUCACCAGUACUCCGUUUCCCAGGCUACCUAUUCCUGGUUUUGAGGGAAUGAAGAUUUGCUCAACAGGUUUCAUGGGUCUCGAUUUAUUACAUCUCUCUAGAUUGGUGAACGCAACGGGCUCGAAAUAUGAGGAAUUCCUCACAUCCAAUGUCUCGGUGUUGAUAUGCAAUGAUCAACGUAAUGUGAAUGCCGAGAAACUACGACAUACUCUUGAAUGGAAUAUUCCUGCAGUUUCAGCCGAUUGGCUAUGGAUUUCCGUCAACUCUGGACAAAAGAAAGCGUUUGAACCGUAUCUGGUACGGAAACCGGUGUCACAAAAUGAGGCGGUUCCCAAGGAACGAGAUAUCCCGAAACUUCAGCGACAUUCGAAUGAAGCCCGGCCAAGUGUGGCUGGCAACACAGAGGGCUCGAGAUCCCUACCAGAACAAAAUCUAUUACGCGAAACUAAUGAGCGAUCGAGAUCGACAUCACAUGGCGUUCAAGACUCAUUUGAACAACGUCAGAUCAACGGUAAAACGGAUGGCUCGGUGCCAUCGGGGUCACUUUCACCAGCGAAACGAGAAGGUGAUGGACUUGCCCCUAUAGCCACAGAACCCCUAACACGUGACGUUCAAGAGCAUACCACGUCAUCUCGAAAUCCAUCAAAGGCUUUGGAAGCUGCUAUGAAUGGGUUCCUCAAACAAGCAAGAGAGUUUUCUCGAACAAACAGCACGUCUGGAGACAAAAACCCUCGGAAGCGAAGACCGAACCUUGGAAGAACAAACUCCUUAUCGUCUGCAAAAAAUGGCCUCCUGAGAGCCAACUCCCGUGCUAGUUCCAUCGACACACUGAACGAAGAUGGGUAUGGAAGUGCUGCGAGCACCGAGACCGAUGGCAAAAACUCGGUCACGAGCAAAAGCAAACUACCUCCCAAUAUACGAACUCAGAGUUUUGCAUCUCUCUCAACCGGAAGCAGAUUCACCGGUUAUAUUGACUCCCCUUACGACGAAAACAACAACGAUUUAAUGGGAAAUGACGACACGCCUGCCAUGACUCAACUCAACUACGAGGACCCGGACGCCAUGGCAACGCGAGAAGAAAUCAUGAGACUUGCCAGCCGGGGAAACGUGGACGAGACUCGUGUCAUGGAGAAAUUGAACCACAAGGCCUCGGCGAACAAUCCAGCUGCAGCGGUAGUGGUCGACGAACUGCCUCCAGUGCCGGCGGCGGACCACACAGCAGGACGCAAUAGACGUUCUCGUAGAUCUGCAGGCAAGCAAAAGGAAGCGGACAACAACAUUUUCUGA
Molecule: messenger RNA, 2505 nt
Organism: Talaromyces rugulosus
Lineage: Eukaryota; Fungi; Ascomycota; Eurotiomycetes; Eurotiales; Trichocomaceae
Exons: 7
Coding region: 1-2505 (834 amino acids)
Biological process (GO): mitotic G2 DNA damage checkpoint signaling; DNA replication initiation; mitotic DNA replication checkpoint signaling
Source: RefSeq, a predicted model, not a curated record